GACUGGUUCAGAGACAACAUGAUAAUUGUCUUCGUGCUUCUACUCAACGCCAGUUUGGCCUUCUUCUUUUUUACUGUGCUAACCGCUCCUGCAAAUCCUUCGGCUAUCCCCGGUUCUGUCUCCUUCUCCUCCCUUUCUUCUGGCGGAGGAGGAGCCACUGUUCCAUCUACAGCCUCAGCAGCCAAAAGGAUGCUUCGAGCAGCCAGAGCGGCUUCUAAAAAGGCGAAUCCAACUCUUUGA
Messenger RNA from Protopolystoma xenopodis, 240 nucleotides. The record is from the annotation of a GenBank genome assembly. Lineage: Eukaryota; Metazoa; Platyhelminthes; Monogenea; Polystomatidea; Polystomatidae.